Messenger RNA from Vigna umbellata (rice bean), 2562 nucleotides. Lineage: Eukaryota; Viridiplantae; Streptophyta; Magnoliopsida; Fabales; Fabaceae. The record is from RefSeq and is a predicted model, not a curated record.
GAGUCUCCUGAAUCUAUGGUUGUGAGCAAAUCCGCUAACAUGUAUCCCAAAGAUCCAGAAUUCCCACCUGCUGGUGUGGAAGAUAUGACAAGACUGGCAUAUCUGCAUGAACCAGGAGUUCUUCAGAAUUUGCAUAUUCGAUAUUCCCUAAAUGAUAUCUAGUAUAGUUACACAGGAAAUAUAUUGAUAGCUGUGAACCCUUUUCAAAGGUUACCUCAUUUGACUGAAACUAGUACCAUGGCAAAGUAUAAAGCUGCGGCUUUUGGUGAGCAGAGCCCGCAUCCUUUUGCAAUUGCAAGUUCUGCAUAUAGAAAGAUGAUAAACGAAGAAAAAAGCCAAUAUUUGGUUAGUGGAGAAAGUGGAGCUGGCAAGACAGAGAGUACAAAGAUGCUUAUGCAUUAUCUUGCUUUUUUGGGAGGGAGAGCAGCAACUGAAGGACGGUCUGUGGAGCAACAAGUUCUCGAGUCCAAUCCAGUUUUAGAAGCAUUUGGCAACGCAAAGACAGUUAGGAAUAAUAAUUCUGAGUAUAAUUUCAGUCGUUUUGGUAAGUUUGUGGAGAUUCAGUUUGAUCAAAAGGGGAGAAUUUCAGGAGCUGCUAUCAGAACAUAUUUGCUGGAACGAUCCCGUGUUUGUCAAGUUUCUGAUCCUGAGAGAAACUAUCAUUGCUUUUAUAUGCUGUGUGCUGCACCAAAAGAGGAAUCUGGUAAGUACAAAUUGGGAGAUCCAAGAAAAUUCCAUUACCUUAAUCAAUCAAAUUGCAUUGAGUUGGAUGGGUUGGAUGAUUCUAAGGAGUACCUUGCAACUAGGAGAGCUAUGGAGGUUGUUGGGAUCAGCGGAGAUGAGCAGGAUGCUAUAUUUCGAAUAGUAGCUGCAGUACUUCAUUUAGGAAACAUUGAUUUUGUUAAGGGAGUGGAAGAGGUGUUUGAUUCCUGUCAGCCCAAGGAUGAAAAAUCCAUUUACCACCUAAAAACAGCAGCCGAGCUUUUGAUGUGUGACGAGAAGUCCCUUGAAGACUCUUUCUGCAAACGUGUUAUGGUGACUCGUGGUGACACCAUAACAAAAUCACUUGAUCCAACUGCUGCAGCCCUCAGCAGAGAUGCAUUGGCUAAAAUAGUUUAUUCAAGGCUUUUUGACUGGAUUGUGUGCAAGAUAAACAACACUAUUGGGCAAGAUCCAAAGUCAAAUAGUUUGAUUGGAGUUCUAGAUAUAUAUGGAUUUGAGAGUUUCAAAACCAACAGCUUUGAGCAAUUUUGUAUCAAUUUAACAAAUGAGAAAUUACAGCAGCAUUUCAACCAGCACGUCUUCAAGAUGGAGCAAGAGGAGUAUACAAAAGAAGAGAUUAAUUGGAGUUAUAUUGAGUUCGUUGAUAAUCAAGAUGUUCUUGAUCUCAUAGAGAAGAAACCUGGUGGUGUUAUUGCUCUCCUGGAUGAGGCCUGUAUGUUUCCAAGAUCAACGCAUGAAACAUUUGCUGAAAAGCUAUACCAAACCUUUAAAGACAACAAACGCUUCAGCAAGCCAAAGUUGUCUCGCACAGACUUUACCAUUAACCACUAUGCUGGUGAUGUCACUUAUCAAACUGAUUUUUUCCUUGAUAAAAAUAAAGACUACGUUGUUCCAGAGCAUGCUGCUCUACUCAGUGCUUCGAAGUGCCCUUUUGUUUCAGGGUUGUUCCCUCCUUUACCCGAGGAAACUACAAAAUCGACAAAGUUCUCUUCUAUAGCCACUCAGUUUAAGCUACAACUGCAAUCUUUGCUUGAAACACUAAACGCUACCGAGCCUCACUAUAUUCGUUGUGUAAAGCCAAAUAAUCUUCUCAAGCCUGGGAUAUUCGAGAACAAUAAUGUGUUGCAGCAGCUUCGGUGUGGAGGAGUAAUGGAGGCAAUUCGGAUAAGUUGUGCUGGAUAUCCCACUAGAAAGUCCUUUGAUGAAUUUGUUCAGCGGUUUACCAUCCUGGAACCUUCAGUUCUGAAAGCAUGCCCUGAUGAGGUGACGGCUUGCAAGAGGCUUCUAGAUAGAGCGAACCUUAAAGACUAUCAGAUUGGAAAGACAAAAGUGUUUCUAAGAGCAGGUCAAAUGGCAGAACUAGAUGCAUGUCGUGCUGAGGUCCUAGGAUUGUCUGCAAGUGUUAUUCAGAGAAAAGUCCGCACGUUUCUCUGUCGGAAACAAUACGUCUCAUUGCAGUUGUCGGCCAUAGAACUUCAAAGGGUUGCGAAAGGACAACUUGCACGACGUCAGUAUGAAUGCAUGAGGAGGGAAGCCGCUUCUAUAAAACUUCAGAAAGAUUUCCGCAUGUAUAUUUCCAGAAAGUCUUACAAAACUAAAUAUGCCUCAGCGAUUUGUAUUCAAACUGGUAUGCGAGGGAUGGCUGCUAGAAAUGAUCUUAGCUUUAGGAGACGGACAAAAGCUGCAAUUAUCAUUCAGGCUCGGCAAAGAUGUCAUUCGGCUCGUACUUAUCACCUGAAGCUAAAGAAAGCAGCAAUUUUUGCACAGUGUUCCUGGAGGAGAACAAUAGCACGGAGAGAACUUCGAAAGCUUAAAAUGGUGCUCCCUCUUCCCUCUUGA